Messenger RNA from Penicillium malachiteum, 1506 nucleotides. RefSeq lists its product as uncharacterized. The transcript is spliced from 2 exons. Lineage: Eukaryota; Fungi; Ascomycota; Eurotiomycetes; Eurotiales; Aspergillaceae. Gene Ontology annotation, molecular function: zinc ion binding. The record is from RefSeq and is a predicted model, not a curated record. Bases 1 to 1506 code for a protein of 501 amino acids.
AUGUCUGCUCCGACUAGACAGUUUCACAGACUGUCUAUCGGUCAAAACAUGCCUGAAACUCGGGCCCAGUCAAGUAGGACGGCCCGCGCAGCGGGGCAGCCGGACCCUUCCGAUGAUGAUGAGAGUGAGCGUCAGGAUGAGAGUUCCUCGGAGGAGGAAAGCGAAGGGGAGGAGGAGGAGGAGGAGGAGAGCAGUGGCGAGGAGGAGGUUGGGGGCGAACGGUCCACCAUCUCUGCCCGAUCUGGCAUCACUUAUGAUGUGAGUAAUCUAGAUGGCGAGACGGGUGCUAGUGCGGUGGUGGGCUUGAAAUCGCAGUUCGACGUUGUCAAUUGUCGUGCCUCGGAUUCUGGUUAUGACUUCCAGCUGUUGGAUCGACCUCAAGUACAUAUUGGAUCUAAUUCGACAACUUGUACCUGUUCAACUUUCCAAACGCGGCCGCAGGCGGCAUGUCAACACAUCUUUUGGGUUCUUGAUCAACUCCAUUCCAGCUUCCUUUCGAACCCUUCCACGGCACGGGCGGCUCUUUCCAGCAAUGGUCGUCCUCGGGUUCCUGAACGUAUCGAGGAACUUCUCAAAGACGUUCCUCUGGAGACAGUUGCAGAGCGUUUAAACUGGCAGUUCCUCAAAACCGAAGGAGACGGGAAACUGCACGGCAUGACUCGCACAGAAAAGGUACGAGAUGUGCUCUCAGCAUUCAGUCCGAAAAUUCUUCCAGAAGACUUUCGCCGCGACUUGGUUGAGGCUACCACGGCCAAACUCACCCCAGAGCAAUGCGUGGUACAAGGAGACUUCGAAGCAACUAUGUUCCGGCUUGCUGUCCACGAUGACAGUGUUUUCAGCAGUCUCUGCAAGGCAAUGCCCUCAGGUGCUUGUGCGGCAAUCUACUUCGACAAGAUCCAAGAACAGUCUCGCCGACUACUGUCCGACUUCGAUCGAUACUGUGCAACAGGAGAGCUACCUUCAGACCCCAGCACUCCAGGUGGAGGCAUCGUGAAUGUCGAUGAAGUGGUGACGAAUCUUCGUCGUGCUGUGUCUCGUAUCCAGUACAACAUUUCGACUCGCUCUCAUGGCUAUGAAGGCGCCGCCAAUGCCCUCGUAUUGGUUCUCGAAUCGAUCGCGGCUCGCAAUAAAGAUCCUCUGGGUGGAAACACUUGGGGACGUAAGUCCUUCCACGGCGAAGAUGAAGAUCAGCGCAAUCUAUACCACAUCUUGAUCGGCUCCGAGGAUAUGGAGUUGAAGCCCGAUGAUGAUGCGUUCGUCCUCAGCGCUCUCGAGAUCCUACCUCCCUCCGCCCUCUACCCUCGAGUAAACGAGCUUCGCAACACCUUGGGCAAAAUUGAAGUAAACCGCGCACCAAAAAACUACCUCCUACGACUUGGAGCACUUAUUCGGUCUAUUGAGGCUGCUGGGGCUACCGGUGCUGGCUCAUCGGCAACGGGGUCGGGACAAAAGCGACCAGCAACAGGGAACUCGGGUGGUUAUUCUUACUCGAAACGCAGUCGAUAA